CUUUGCCAUUAAAUAAAAUUAUUCAAAUUUUACACUAAAAUGGAGGUAAAGGACGAGAAAAGCGAAAUUCCUUUUUGUCGUUUGUGCCUGUCGACAUCGGUGGUUUAUUAUUCGCUGUUGAAACAAAGUGGAAAGGAAAUGUUGCAUUCCCUUACAGGAAUUCAGGUAGAUGGCGAGCUUCAGUCUACAGAAUCUUGUGUAAAAUGUUGGCUGGAUCUAAAAUCAGCCUAUCAAACCCAGCAGAGAUUCGUCAAGGCCGAAGAAACAUUCCAACUAAACGGAUUAGAAAGCGUCAAGUCAAGAUUCAAUCUUGCGAAAAAAUCUACAAGCGAUUUGUCAAUAGAGCCAGAACCAGUGACCAAUAUUACAGAGACAGAAACUACACCUGAAUUGGACGAUUUAUUGGAACUAGAGCAAUCGUCGAGCCACGAAAACGAAAUUGAAGAAAUUAUUGAAAACGAUUCAGAAAACGAGGAUUAUGGAGAGGUAAUCUAUAUAGAACAUGAUGAUGAUAGUUCGUUGCCUGAAAUCAAAGAAGAACCAAAACCUGCGUGUUUUAUAUGCGGAAUUAAAUGCGAAUCGGAGGCUGCAAUGUAUAGCCACACAAACGACCACUAUAAAGAGGAACAACUUUGUGACACUUGUUUAAUUAGUCUACCAAACAUUCCAGCUUAUAUGGAGCACAUUGAAAGUCAUCACCCUGAGUUGGCUAACAGGACUUAUUGUUGCGGCAUUUGCUCAUUGUCUUUUAGGUAUAUGCCUUUGUAUGACUUGCAUUUGGCAGCGGUGCAUCCUAGUACUGCUAAAACUGAAAGGAAGCGGAAAAGAAAUGUUGCUAAAUAUUUACCUGAAGGAAGUACGCUUAAAUGUGAUGAGUGUAAUAAGACUUAUAGUACUAAACAGUCUUAUAAUUCACAUAUUAAAGGUCAUUUAAAAAAACCAUGUCCAAUUUGUAAAAAUCUAAUAACAAUUUACAAUCUAAAUAAGCACAUAACUAAUCAUAAUGCCGGACCGGCUGUUUGUCAUUUGUGCGGCAUCACAACAAAAAAUCCGGAAAGCUUAAGAGGCCACAUGUACUAUACGCAUUCCCAGAAGAGGCUGAAAUGUGAAACUUGCGGAAGAAUAUUUAAAAAAUUGUACGCAUUUAAAAUGCACAUCAAAAAGGAACAUACCGGGGAUCGUUCUUUCACUUGCGACGCUUGCGGUAAAAGAUUCUUCACCAAAUACGAACUGAAUCAACAUAUACGGACUAGGCAUUUGAAAGAAAGAAAUCAUAUUUGUCAGUAUUGUCAUAGAGGAUUUUCUAGUAGAUUUUCUAUGAGGACUCAUGAAAGGCAACACACAAAUGAAACUCCGUACAUGUGCGAUGUUUGCGGGGAAGGAUUUCGUCAAAAUGUCUCGCUAAGGGCCCACAAAAAAUCAAAACACAAUAUUAUCGAGACUAAAAAUGCAGAAUGUUCAAUUUGUAGUAAAAUGUUCAAGGACGAUUGGGCUUUGAAAAGUCAUGUACGGUCUGUACAUGAUUAGGUAUAUUUUUUUGGUUUUUCAAGGAUUUAGUAUAAUAAUAAGAGGUUUUGUAUAAAAUCGUUAGAAAAUACUCAAAAUUGUAAUUACGCUGAUUUUUUUUUUUGUUAAAUAAAUAAGUUUUUUUUUUUUUCAUAUUCUUAUUUUAUACUUAAAUCCUUCGUCUAUAGUAUGUGUUCAUAUAAUUCAUUUCAGCAACCUUAUUAAUAUAUCCUUGAUUUAAUCCCACUACUUUUAUGGUUUUUUGGUAGAAACUUGAAAUGAUCCUUUUGAAUUUUGGAUUUUCCAGUUCAGUCACUAUACUUUGUCGCUUCUUGAGAAAGCGUUGAAGCCUUUAUGGUCCAAAUCUUCCAUUACUAUGGAGUCAUUUUUAGUUAAAUAGAAUGAAAUAAAUAUAUGUUAAAAUCGUUUUGUUACUGUUGUACACUGUGGAUUUUUUUUUUUACGUGAUGGAGAUCUGUUUAAAUCCUUGUGUUUACUGGGAGGAUUUUUCUGGUCUUGAUAAAGGCCUUAUAUAGAAGUAAAAAGUUCAAUUUGAGAAAACCUACGACAAAAAUAAAAGCCACCAAAAUGUAAAAAAAAAUUAUUUACUAUUUUAAUCAAUUACACAACAACAUACUGAAUAAUUUUCGCCUUAAAUUGUUUUUAUCAUCUAAAAUUAUGAACAAAAUAUAGGUUUUUUUUUUUUUCAUUAUGCCAAAGUUUACAUGAUGAGACUUGUUACAAAAACGAUAUACAAUUAACAAAAAAGAUAAAAUUACUGUGUAAAAGUCAAAAUAAUUUGAAUAUUGAACAAAACUCCAAUCAGGCUACAGUAUAAAAAUUAAACAGUUUUAUUUUUCUUAUAUCUUGUUGAGUCGAUCACAAAUUAUCAGAUUGUAUAUAUUUUUAUGUAUAAAAUGAAAAUAACUAAGUAUUUUUACAAUUUUUACAACGUAAAUCUACAAAUUUCAAUAUACAUAUUAAUAAUUAUUCACAUAAUAAUUGUCUACAAUAAAUAAAUAGUGUGGCUAGUGUUUUUUGGAAAUUUAAUUUAAUUUUAUCAAGCCACCAAACAAAAAAAACAGUAGGAACGACAUUUCGUUUAUUUCAGAGUACAUAUGUUAUGUACACAAUAUUUUGGUUUUCACUAGAGGUAAAUUAGCAAAAGAAAUUAUUUGUGAAGUUUUGAGUAUUUAGUAAAACCCCAAUUAAACCACUAACUGUUAUGUACAAAAGUUCUCAACCCGGACGAUUUUUGAAAAAAAUUUUAGUCAAUAUUGGUGUAAAUAAAUAAAAAAAAGCACAUAAUCAAAAGUCGUCCCUUGAAAGCCCGAUAAAAACAGAAAACUAUUCGUUUAAGCCUAAAAUCUCUAUAGUACAAUUAGAACUAAAUUUUUCUAAAAUAAUGUAUAAACAAAUACAUAAUAAAAAAUAAAUAAAUUGUGUUAAAAGAAAAAAUUUACAUGCCAAAAAAAUUCAUUUUUAAAAGCUGCAACCAACCAACUUUUUGGCACCCAGGAAUCGGUUUCACUAAUUCACUUUUAAGCCCGCACGUCACAUCUGUGUAUUUUUUUCGUGUAUUUCUACAUGUAUUUAUGCAUGUAAAGUGUAUUUUUUUUUUUUAAAGAUAAUUCCCCAAGUCAACUAUGCUGGCAGUACAAGCCUUUUUUACAUACAAAAUUUAAGAGCAUUGACAAUUUUACAUUGUAUUGCCAACAUAAUGUCAUUUUGACAUUAUGCUUGGCAACUAUAAAGGACUCUGCCCAAAGUAUACGGAAAUUUUGUAUGUAAUGUACAGAGUGAUCUAUUAUAAAUGUAACCCCCUGCUAACUUUUUCAUUAGACGUUUUUGACAGUAGUGUCAAAUACAAAAGUUACAAGAAAUUGUCAAAAGUUUUUAACUAAGUCAGUUUUAGACAUACAGGAUGCGUCAAAAAAGUGCAGCAGUAUGAAGUUUUUUUUUUUUUUUAAAUGGAAUACUAUAUAUUGUGCGCCUAUUUGGUAGUCCCCUUUAACCUGAUUUCAACGAUAUAUGGUUUAAUAUGUUUAUCCCUUGGUUUAUCUCCAAUAGUUAUAGGGAAAAACACGAAAAUUUCUUCCUAGGUCUCUCAUGUUAUUUUUUUUUUUAAUAAAUAUAAUAGCUUAGGCAUCUGGAUUAAUUAUAAUAUUUCAUCUUGUAUAUUAAUGAAUAAAAUUUGAAUAAAAAAAAUUCUUCAAAGCUUAAAUGGUAUAAUUUUCCUUUUUUCAAUAUGAAACCUUAAAAGGGGUUUUCAUGUUUUUCCCUAUAACUGUUGAAGAUAGACAUAUCAAACCCUAUAUCGUUGAAAACAGGUUAAAGGGGACUAACACAAUAUACAGGGUGUUCCAUUUAAAAAAAUAUAACUUCACGCUGCUGCACUUUUUUGACGCACCCUGUAUGCCUAAAAGUAACUUAGUUGAAAACUUUUAACAAUUUUUCGAAACUUUUGUAUUUGACACUUCUGUCAAAAACGUUAAAUGGAAAAGUUAGCAGGGGAUUACAUUUAUAAUAGAUCACCCUGUAGAUCAUGCCUUUCUGAUUAAAAGUUACCAUUGCACCAAUCCUGAAAAAUUACUAUACGUAGCACACCACUGCGCCAUAAGCUUACCUAUUUGUGUUACAUUGUAUGUACUUGAACAAUAACUUAUUAUAUAAAAUCAGAAUUUGUAAAAUUAUCCACAUUUGUCAAUUUGCCUUUCAACAGGAAUUAGUAAUGUUACCAAAAUAGUAACAUAAAGUUAUUCAAGUACAAACGAGUGGAUUGUUGCGGAAUUUAUGGGUGGAUCUCUGCGGGACGAGCGCAGCGAGUUCCGCAGUCAUCUACUCAUUAAUACGUUGUUCAAGUAUGAUACUAACCUGACUUACUCAAAUGUCAGUUAUUCUCAUUGGUUCAAAAACUACAAGUUUCAGGUGAGUGUCUUAUUUGAAUAGUUCACCAGUAUAUUGGUGAGUAGAUGGCUGUGGAACUCGCUGCGCUCGUCCCGCAGAGAUCCACCCAUAAGUUCCGCGUUAAUCCACCUAUUUGUACUUGAACAAUAACUUAUUAUGUAAAGUCAAAAUUUGUAAGAUUAUGAUUAUUCUCUUUUUGUAAAUUUGCUUGUCAACAGGAAUAUGUAAUGUUACUUUACCAAACUAGUAACAUAAUGUGACAAGUUAUUCAAGUACAAACGAGAGGAUUGUUGCAGAACUUAUGGGUGGACCAUCUUUUCAUCAAUAAGUUGUUUAAUUACGAUACUAAACUGACUCACUCAAAUGUAUGUUAUUCUCAUCAAUUUAAAAAUUACACGUUUCAAAUGAAUGUCUUACUUGAACAGUUCAACAAUAUAUUGGUGAAUAGAUGGCUGCGGAACUCGCUGCGCUCGUCCCGCAGAGGUCCAGCCAUAAGUUCUGCAAUAAGCCACUUAUUUGUAUGUACAGUUACGAUCAAAAAAAUCAAUACAAGAAGAAUCUCCGAAGUUUCCUGGUCUAUUAUAUAUUAAAUUAAUUCAUAACCAAAAAUGACAUAUUUUUGGCAUUUUUCGACAACUUUUUAACCUAGAAAGCUUCAGAUGACAUUACUUUGGCAUUUUUCCACCUGUUUUUAACCUAGAAUAUGUCAUAUGCUUGUCAAAAUUUUGUAUGUUACAUCGGGAGCUCAAAUUGGGGUUGAUAAUUUUUGUACUACUUUUUUUUUUAUCGCAACUGUACGUUCAUUACAAUGUCCAAGCAUUUUACUUGGUACCUAUGAAUACUAUGAAAUUAAUUUUCUCAAAAAGAAAUUAUUUUUCAGGAUUGGUGCAAUGGUAACUUUUAAUCAUCAUCAGGCAUUAUUUUAACGAAAUAAAGUUGCGUGAAGCAAUAAUCCAUUGAGUACCGAAAAAAAUUAAAUAAACAGUCUCGUGAUUACCGUUUUAUUUGAGUCGUUUUUUCCGAGGAGCUGGUUUUUCCGGGGAGCUGUUUUUUUUUUCGAGGAGCCGUUUUUUUCAACGAAUCCAUUCCCAAGAAGCCCACAUUUUUAAAAAACACCAUUUGUGUGAAGUGCGGAAUAGGGCUUUUGAAGGGAUUCCUAGAGGACUCAAGUCCCUCACGUAUUGACUCCUGUACCUCCACAUUUGAUGACAACUGAGAACUUCUAGCCUCUAGCUACCUUGAUUCAAGGCUAGAAUCUGCAACUUCCAUGUGCAAUUUCCCUCGUCAAAAAAAUGGAUGGCAAGAUGGCUAUCGUAAUACACCUUUUUUUGGAAUGGAUGCUUGUAUUAAGUUUCGGAAGGCGUGAUCUACAUUAUAUACAAAAUUUAACCAAUUCCGACAUAAACACAAUCUCCGUAUACUUUGGGCAGGGUCCUUUAUGCUGUCCAAAAAGUUAAAGACACGGCUAAUAUUUUCGCUUCACAUUGAUGUAUUUAUGUAUAAAUACAUGAAAAAAUAUACAGUUGUAAUGCAGGCUUUAACUUGUAGCAUGUUAAUUAAAUAUCCCAUAAUACAAUAACAAUAAUUUUAGAAUAAAAGUAAAAUUAGUAUAAAAAAAAAAACAGGUAGGUUGAGAUCACAAAAUGUAUACAUAAAUCUAAAUUUUCUAAUGAGCUUAUUUUAAAAUUGAUGAAAUAUUGUAAUAAGAAUUGUGCAUACUUGUCUGUUUUUGGCUUGGUAUCCACACUUAAUUAAUAAUUAUUUUGAAUUUUGGCUUGAAGCGUGAAGAUUACUUGGAUCAGUUUUUCCUAAGGUUUUGGAAUGUAUUUGUGACAAAUUUUAUCCAUUAGUGGAUUAGAAUUUUAGAUAGAAGAAAAGUACCUAUAGAUGAACACAAUGUUGUCCUCAUAUUGCCUGAUACUUUUACCAAUGUAUACGGAUUGUAAAAAAAACCUGGCAAGUGUCCUUAUAUAGUUGGAAGACAUUCCAGCCCUGGAACCAUUAGAUAUCCUAAAAUUCUUGGCUUGACAGCAGAAAGAUACAAUAGAUCAAUCUUGGUUGCAGUAGUGCAACUGAUAUUUCCAACACAUACAUACAUACAUACAAACUGGAUCAAUUCACUUAAUAGGGCUGGUAGACUAGACUCAAAAGUGAAAAAUCAAGUAAUUUCAAAUAAGUAAUCUUCCUUUCAUGAAACUAGUAGGGCACUUUUAUACUUACAAUCACAAUAAAAAUUAUAACAAAAUUUCACCAAUAAAAAUAUACCAAGACUUGACAUUAAGCAUGCAACAAAAAUACUAAAAAUUCAAAAAAACCUAGUAUUGAUAAACACCUACAAUAAGCACAAAAAUACUCUCCAACUCUGUGGAAGCAUUUUAGAUUUUUUAAGAUUGGAAUAUUGUUGUGCCUAGUGCGAAACAACAGUCGUGUGAGCGGGCAGUUUCAGUUAGAAUUAUUAUUAUUAAUAAGGACAUGACUAUUGUUUAAACAAUCAAUUAUUGUCCUCAAGAAAAUUAUUACAAAAUUACAUCUAAUAGGUUUGUUUUAGCAGAAAACAUGUUUUAAGUCCGUAUCAUAUAUGUGUAUUUUUACAUGAUUAUGUUGCGUUUAUGAAAAAAUUCACAGAAAAAUACACAAAUGUAAUACAGUAAUAAGUACCUUCUGAAAACAUACCUAUUAUAGCCAAUCAAAUGGUGGCCUACUGGUAACCCUGACACAUACCUCAAAAGCCUUAAUAAUUAUUAUUUACCUCUAAUAGUUCUAAAUUCUUCAAACUGAAAGUUCAAUGUUCGUUUUUGUGAAACUAAAACACAAAAAUCCCCUUUUACUGGUGUUCAUUGUUGGACCUUUUCAGCUUCUCGAAAACGUUGUCUAGGUUCUUUUGCUGGUUCAGCAGUUGAUAGUGUCGGAUCGUUUCCAUUGUUGGCUGGUGUUGAAACUGAUCUACAUUAAGAAUUUUUGUUUUAAUUUUCAAGCAACAAUAAUAAUGAUUAUUUUUAUUUAUUUUUUUCUUUCUUCCAUUCUUCAAAACAUCUUCUUCUGAUCUUCAUAAGGCUUCGUAAUAAUUAUUAAAAAAAAAAAAAAAACAAUAACAGGACUAGCAUUAUUCAAAAAUUUAAACGAAACAAACUUGGUCAAUUAUCUAAAUUUAAUUGAAUAUCAGUAAACUGACUUGGAUUUGAAGGCGUCGCCAUCUUGAUGGUUAUUGGCGUACUUCUUCGACUUGAUAUUGUUGCCGUUUGACCAGGGAUUGUUUGCUGUCUUGUAGGCCUCUGCAAUCAACAAAUAUAAACAUCUAAAUAACUAAAAAUAAAAACUUAUUACCUGUAGCUGAGAUAUUAGCUGAAACUGAGGAUUACCAGGCCUCAGUUGCAACGUUUGCGACCCCCCAGCUGUCCUUAUAUUAUGAUGAGUAAUAUUUUUGACGUUUCCUGAACUUACUAGAUGAG
Messenger RNA from Ceutorhynchus assimilis (cabbage seed weevil), 7862 nucleotides. Lineage: Eukaryota; Metazoa; Arthropoda; Insecta; Coleoptera; Curculionidae. The record is from the annotation of a GenBank genome assembly.